AACAUUUUUUGGAGGUAAUGAAUGAUUUUAAAACUCAUAAAAAUAUUUUGAAUUUCUGGAACAUUUUUUGAAUUCGCAAACAUUUUUACUAAUUUGUGAACAUUUAUUUCGGUCACUUAUUUUGUUACAGGUUUGUCGGUCUUUCAAAGCACACCAAACAUACUAAAAGAUAUUCUCAUAGAGAGGUUGGAAACAUCACUUAUUCUUUCGGCGGUAGUAUGAAGUAUAUUUUUUUUACCAAAGAUACAUAAGCUAUAUUUGAUCGUGUAUUAAUGUGUAAAAUACUAGUCAAUUUAUUAAUGUUGGUAAGAUUUAGCGAUAUUUUUUUGGUUCUUAUGAUAAUCACAUCUCACUGAAGAUUUGAGGCAGAAUUUUAUUGCUGGUUUUUUUGGUGCAUAUUGAUAAUAUGCCAUAUUUUGACAUCAUAUUUAUUAUUUUCCACAUUUGAUGUGGAAGCCCAUUUGACGUGGGCGAUCCAUGGCGACCCCUAUGUAUGUGUAGACCGUUUCCGCAGCUCACAUGCCUUGUGUGUUGUGUCCCUAUGUUCGUCGACCAUCUUCGGUGUUGUAUCGAGCAUUUUUUUUUGGUUUAUUUUCUUGUUGCUAUAGGAAGUUCUAGUUAUAAAAAAUUUAGCAGAAGUUCUAAACUGUCAAGGGUCUCAGUUUAAGUCCGAGCAAGUGCCUCCGCUCUGAAAAAAGAGAGCUCAUUCGGCGUUCAAGGACUUACAUGCAAAAUGGGAUAAGUAAAGGAACCUGGGUCAAAAUCCUGUGGGAGUACGCCAUGUGGCCUCGUUAAAUCCUGUGGGGCCGGCCGUCUUAUAGUUCCGAUGCUAUGCUUGUUUUAUUUGUUCCUUUCCAUUGCGAGCGAAGAAGGCAAAAGUCUCGCAUGUGGUAAAUCCUUUUCUUCUCCUCGAUGGCAAGCAUCACCAGAGCCUAGGCGCCUAGCAUCCAGUUCCAUCUCUCGAAUACGCCGCUAGCUUGGUGCAGCCGCAAUCCAGAGGAGAGGUAGCUUGCUUGUCAUGGUCGCCGGCUGCAUCCUUGCCUUCACUCGUAGUCGGAGGUAGCCGCCGGCCAUGAGAGUUUCUCCUCCCUCCUCCUCGCCGUGCCUGCAUGGCCACGGAGGCAAGGUGGCGUGCGCGGUGGCCGCCUGCCUUGCGCUCGUGACCUUCCUGGUGGUCGCCUUGGAUCCCAGGACCGGAGCUUCGUCCUGGUUCCUUUCCUCCUCCUCUUCUCCUCCAGGCGUUGUCUCCUCCUUGCGGCCAACCGCGAGGGGUGGCAGCAAUGGAGGCGGCGCCCCUCUCUUGGCGACUUCCAGCUAUGCUGCCGGCGGCAAGGCGGUGCUCUUCCGGGAAGAAGCUGCUGGCGGCGGCCCGGCGGUGGCUUCCUUCACCAAGGCUGAUUCCGGCUACGCCUCCGUCGCUCCGGCGCCGGCGCUGGCUCCGGAAAGUGGAUUUGACGAUGCCGAUAGCCCGGACGGCACGGUUGAAGUAAGGGUGCCGUUAAUGCAAGGGAGGGUGGAUGUAAAACUGGAAAGGGUAGAACUUGGUCUCGCGAAAGCUCGUUUAGUGAUAAGGGAAGCUAUCCGAAACAAGGACAAGCGUCCUCCACUAACCGACAGGGAUUAUGUGCCGGUUGGACCGGUAUACAGGAAUGCCUACGCAUUUCACAGGAGCUACUUGGAGAUGGAAAAGCUGUUCAAGGUGUACGUGUACGAAGAAGGCGAGCCACCGGUGUUCCACGACGGUCCGUGCCGCAGCAUAUACUCAUCGGAGGGCAGAUUCAUAUUUGCCAUGGAGAUGGAGAACCGGAUGCGCACGAGGGACCCCGAGCUUGCCCAUGUCUUCUUCCUUCCCUUCAGCGUCGUCAAGAUGGUGAAGAUGAUCUACGAGCCCAACUCGCAUGACAUGGAGCCGCUGCGCCGGACACUCUCGGACUACAUCGACGUUCUGUCCACCAAGUACCCGUACUGGAACAGGAGCCUCGGCGCGGACCAUUUCAUGCUCUCCUGCCACGACUGGGGGCCGUAUGUGUCGUCGGCGGACGGCCAUCUUUUCUCCAACUCCAUCCGCGUGCUGUGCAACGCCAACACCUCCGAGGGCUUCAACCCUUCCAAGGACGUGUCACUGCCGGAGAUCAACCUCCGGACCGACAUCGUCGACAAUCAGGUCGGCGGGCCAUCAGCGUCGCGCCGCCCCAUCCUGGCCUUCUUCGCCGGCGGCGACCAUGGCCCGGUCCGUCCGUUGCUCCUGCGGCACUGGAAGGGCAAGGAUGCCGACGUGCAGGUGAGCGAGUACCUGCCCCGGGGCGUGUCGUACAUCAACGUGAUGCGGCGGAGCAAGUUCUGCCUGUGCCCCAGUGGCUACGAGGUGGCCAGCCCCAGGGUGGUGGAGGCCAUCUACCUCGAGUGCGUGCCGGUGGUCAUCGGCGACGACUACGUGCUGCCCUUCAGCGACGUGCUCAACUGGCCCGCCUUCUCGGUGCGGGUCGCCGUGGCGGACAUACCCAACCUCAAGACCAUCCUCGCCGCCGUGUCGCCGCGGCAGUACAUACGGAUGCAGCGGAGGGUGAGGACCGUGCGCCGGCACUUCAUGGUGAACGGCCCGCCGCGCCGGUUCGACGUCUUCCACAUGAUCCUCCACUCCAUAUGGCUCAGGAGGCUCAACGUCAGGCUCCAUGGACAAGACUGAAAUAUUCUUGGGUUUCCCUUCUUUUAGGGAGCGUCUAACAACCAGUCAACUGGUUUUGGUUUGGGUCUAGGCCAAAUUUCUUGUCCAGUUAUGAUUUGACACAUGUCUACCGGCCUAGUUUUGCAUGGUAAAUAUUUGUUUUUGGUUUGGGUGUUGGGGAGUGUCUAACAACCAGUCAGCUGGUUUUGCAUGGUAAAAAAUGAAUAAAAUGCAUUGGUGGUCA
Messenger RNA from Aegilops tauschii subsp. strangulata, 2909 nucleotides. RefSeq names its product probable glycosyltransferase At5g03795. The record is from RefSeq and is a predicted model, not a curated record. NCBI's taxonomy places the organism in Eukaryota, Viridiplantae, Streptophyta, Magnoliopsida, Poales, Poaceae. Gene Ontology annotation, molecular function: glycosyltransferase activity.